Molecule: messenger RNA, 2119 nt
Organism: Ilyonectria robusta
Lineage: Eukaryota; Fungi; Ascomycota; Sordariomycetes; Hypocreales; Nectriaceae
Exons: 1
Coding region: 206-1990 (594 amino acids)
Molecular function (GO): protein binding
Source: RefSeq, a predicted model, not a curated record
GUCCUUGUUGAGCUGGUUCAACAAAACCUCGCUCCAACAUCGCACCAUUGGAACACUAGCCCCCUUGCGACCCACGAUCUACAUCCUCGACCCUAAUUCUCUCGACGUCGCGCUCUCUCUCCCCCUCUUCAGAAACCCGCACUUCGCUCGCCAUCGCCAUCCCGGCCCUGCCAUGUCGUCCUGACGCUCCCCCGACCCCCCGGCGAUGAAUCCCAUCGCGUCCCACGCCCCCGGCUCGACCGAUCCCGCGACCACGGCCCUCCAGGGCGCGUCCCUCGCCUUCCAGAAGAAGAAGCCCGCGCCGCCGCCGCCGAAGAAGGACAAUGGCGCCCUGACCGCGGCGACGUCGGCCGGAAGGCCCCGGAGCCCCGUGAAGCACCUCCGCGCCCACAGCACAGGCGGCAGCAUCGCCGACAUGGACCAGUACGGAGGCAUGGCUGUGUCUAGGAUGCACCAGGUCGGUGCGAGCCCGUCGCAGCUGCACCCCGGGUACACGGGCACAAAGGCCGAUCCAAAGAGCGCAAGCUUCAUCGCCGCCACGCUCGCAGCGAGUAGGAACGUCAGCCCGACCCCGAAGGUCAGGACGCCGCGGAGGAGGACCAGCGUGGGCGCGACGAGCUCGUCAAGCGGCGGCGAGGUGGUGGACUCUGGGUCGCUUGCGCCGAUGGGAUCCCUCAUCUCUAUGUUCGAGCAGGCUAGAGCCGGUGAUCCCGUCAAGCGGGCAUCGCCUAGGAGAUCCCCAGCCAGAUCACCCGCCAACUCCAACGACAGUAUCGCAGAGGUGCCAGAGCCACCGCCGACGACGGAUCUCACGUUGAAGCCCAAGCCCAAACCGACGCUCAAACCGAAGCCCCGGCCGUUGACACCACCUCCGCCUAUCACCCAGUCGUCCCCCGUGAUCUUGUCGCCGAAGCCGCGUAGAGCUCUGAAGCCCGUAUUACAGCCAGCAACACCACCCCGGAUCACCACCCGCGCCCCGACCCAGAUCCUGUCGCCUCCGUCUCCCGAUCCUAUAAGGCGAAACCAAAAACCGAAGCAGCAGCCACCUACCCCACCGAAGCCUCGUGGCUCCAACAGGUCUACUACCAAACCCAAGCAAGCUGCCAGAGAUCACGAGCCCGCUGUUACACCAAGGCACUCAACCCCAAAGCUCAAAGGCUCGAGAGCUCCAGCUCCAGCGAAUGGGCGUCCAAAAACGUCAGAUACCGUGUCUUCCGAUGAUACCUUUGUAUCUGCUUCUUCCGCUCAGUCACCUGAACGUCCUUCACCUCCGUCUCUGCCUAGGCCCAGGAGCGUACAACCCGCCUUGAGCCUGCCCCCCUCACCCUCUCGAGAUAUUAGACGACACCGUCUCAAGAACUCCUCAGUCACUAGUUUGCCCCUGGAGUCUCUCACGGAUGCUAUCAUGGCGAGCUCCCUCGCAUCUGCGCGUCUCACGCCUCACAACACCGGCGGCAGUCUGUCAGCACCUACUCUCCCCAGGCGACAGAAGUCACCUCGAAUGAUGCAGACGCUACGCCAACCUGCUAAGUUGUCAGAUGAGGAAGUAGAUCGUCACAAGAAAGGACCUCUCCGUAAACUACACACGGGAAAGAAGCACACACAUCAUGAGGGGUCGCGGAAAAGGUGGCGGGAAGAGAUUACACCGCGAGAACGCAAGCGAUACGAGGCCGUGUGGGCUUCUAAUCGUGGGGUCCUACUCGAUCUAAACUCGCCUCUCAGUACUCCAAGGGCAGAACCCACCGAAUACGUAGUCAACAUCGCGGUCCGCGAGAUCUGGAAGCGCUCCCGCUUGCCAGUAGACGAGCUCGCCGAGGUCUGGGAUCUGGUCGAUCGUCUCGGCCACGGCAUGCUCGGGCGCCAGGAGUUCGUGGUGGGCAUGUGGCUAAUCGACCAGAGGCUUCGGGGCAGGAAGAUUCCGGCCAAGGUGAGCGACAGCGUCUGGGGCAGCGCCAACGGGAUGAAAGUCCACAACCCGAGAACGAAGUGAACAUAGGUGACAUAGUAUACAUAGAUGGACUCUUCCAUGGGUGGAUGGCAUGAGACUUGGAGGCGACGCGUGUUUGACAUAGAUGAUACCCUACCUAGAGAAUACAAUUCAAGAGUAUAAAUAAACAAA